Mangifera indica (mango) is the source of this 1598-nucleotide messenger RNA. Its product is annotated as probable arabinosyltransferase ARAD1. Lineage: Eukaryota; Viridiplantae; Streptophyta; Magnoliopsida; Sapindales; Anacardiaceae. The transcript is spliced from 3 exons. The record is from RefSeq and is a predicted model, not a curated record. The coding region runs from base 79 to 1500 and encodes 473 amino acids. Gene Ontology annotation, molecular function: glycosyltransferase activity.
CAAAUAUGACCUCAAUGCUACAGAACAUUAAACACUCUGAGACUAGAGGGACUUGAGCUUGAAGACAAACGAACCAAAAUGUGUGCGAAAUCACCCACAUACUCAUCGUUUCCCUCGAUCCCCUGUAUCUUCCUCUCCUUCACUCUCCUGUCAAUCUUCUCGCUUUCCUUCUUCUUCGUUGCAAACUACCCUAAACCUACCUGCAAACUCGCUGAACUCAACAGCUCUCCACAAUCCUCUAUCAAAGUCUUCGUCGCCGACCUCCCCAGAUCCUUCAACUACGACCUCCUCAACCAAUAUUGGGCCUCCACGUCACCAGACGCUCGUCUUCCUUUUGACCCAGAUCACCAGAUCCACCAUGAGCGGCUAAAGUUCCCGCCGUUUCCCGAAAACCCGUUGAUUAAGCAGUACAGUGCGGAGUAUUGGAUCUUGGGCGACCUGGAGAGCCCAGAGAACGUGAGGGGGGACUCGUUUGCGAAGAGGGUUUUCAGGGUUGAGGAGGCUGAUGUCGUUUUUGUGCCCUUUUUUGCCACGUUGAGUGCGGAGAUGGAGCUGGGGAAGGAGAGGAGUUCGUUUAGGAAGAAGAGCGAGGAGAAUGAAGAUUAUAAAAGGCAGAAGGAGGUUGUUGAGAUUGUGAAAAAGUCUGAGGCUUGGAGGAGGUCUGGUGGUAGAGAUCAUGUGUUUGUUCUUACAGACCCAGUUGCAAUGUGGCAUGUUCGAGCUGAGAUAGCCCCAGCAAUUCUACUGGUAGUAGAUUUUGGUGGUUGGUACAGACUUGACUCAAAGUCAUCCAAUGGUAGCUCAUCGGAGAUGAUACAACACAUGCAAGUUUCCUUGCUUAAAGAUGUCAUUGUCCCAUACACGCAUUUGCUUCCCAGAUUGCAUUUGUCAAAAAAUAAGAAACGCCAUAUCUUUCUUUAUUUUAAAGGGGCUAAACAUAGGCACAGGGGAGGCUUAGUUCGGGAAAAGUUAUGGGACUUGUUGAUUAAUAAGCCCGGAGUUGUCAUGGAAGAGGGCUUCCCUAAUGCCACUGGGAGGGAACAAUCAAUUAAAGGGAUGAGAUCGUCUGAAUUUUGUUUGCACCCAGCUGGGGAUACCCCCACAUCAUGCCGGCUUUUUGAUGCCAUUCAAAGUCUUUGUAUACCUGUCAUUGUUAGCGAUAAUAUUGAGCUUCCAUUUGAAGGGAUGGUGGACUAUUCAGAAUUCUCUGUUUUUGUGGCAGUAGAUGAAGCAUUGAGACCAAAUUGGCUUCUGGGUCAUCUUAGAAGUUUUUCCCAGGAGAAGAGAGAUAACUUUCGUCGCAAAAUGGCUGAAAUUCAAUCAAUUUUUGUCUAUGAUAGUGGUCAUCCUGGUGGCAUCGGGCCACUUCCCCAAAAUGGUGCUGUAAAUCAUAUUUGGAGAAAAGUUCACCAAAAAGUGCCCAUGAUCAAGGAAGCCAUUGUACGAGAUAGGAGAAGACCACCAGGUGUGUCCAUUCCCUUACGUUGCCAUUGUACUUAAAUGUUGGUGUUUCACAGACGGUAUGAUUGUUUUUGACACCAGAGGGACUGUUCCCAUUGUCCAAUUGAUUCAAUUGUUAGUUCUCCUUUCUACUUAAA